Thermothielavioides terrestris NRRL 8126 is the source of this 2234-nucleotide messenger RNA. RefSeq lists its product as uncharacterized. The record is from RefSeq and is a predicted model, not a curated record. Bases 99 to 1856 code for a protein of 585 amino acids. The transcript has 6 exons. Gene Ontology annotation, molecular function: DNA-binding transcription factor activity; sequence-specific DNA binding. Lineage: Eukaryota; Fungi; Ascomycota; Sordariomycetes; Sordariales; Chaetomiaceae. Gene Ontology annotation, biological process: regulation of DNA-templated transcription.
CGACGAACAAGCCAUAAUUGUCCAUUGUCCGAGACCGUGUCCGGCGCCGUACUCGAGAGCGGUCCGCAAGAUUUCGGGACGGGGGUCCACGCAACGAGAUGGCCGCCGCGACUGAAAGCGCGCCGAGCAACCGACCUGCCGAAGGCCCAGAGUCGUCAAUGGGCGUGAGAACCAUCCCCAUCAUUGCGCCUACGAUCCAAAUGUCUACUCCGUCGCCAGGCGAGCCCAUGGAGAUCACCACGCCGACGAACUCGUCCGCGCCGGCGUCGGCGACCAAGAGUCCGGAGCACGACGUCAAGCCCAACGGGGCCACGAGCGACCGCCUGCAGCCGCCGGCUCCGCAGAACGAGCAGCCGGACAACGCGAUGCCGGCGCCGGCAACCUCGACAGUCCCCGCUCUCCAUCAGCCUAAGGUGCAGACGGCCUUUAUACACAAACUGUGGAGCAUGCUUGAAGAUCCCAAGAUCCAGCAUCUCAUCUCGUGGACUGCGAACUCGGACAGCUUCGUCAUCCAGCCUUCGCACGAAUUUUCGAGGGUGCUCGCGCAAUACUUUAAGCAUACAAACAUCUCCUCUUUCGUAAGACAGCUCAACAUGUAUGGCUUUCACAAAGUAAGCGACGUCUUCGCCCACGGCACGCCCGACUCGACCAUGUGGGAGUUUAAGCACGGCAACGGGAACUUCAAGCGGGGAGAUAUGGUAGGGUUGCGCGAGAUCAGGCGCCGGGCUUCGCGCCACGCGCUGGUGCACCGAGAGUACAACAACCAAAAAGCGCCGUCGUCGCAGCCUGGGACGCCGGCGGAGCCCAUGGCGCCCAUGCAGGAUGCCUCCAACCCGAGGCUCAGCAACAUCGAGCACACGUUGUUCGAGCUAAGCACCCGGCUGCAGCGACAGGAGGAGAACGCCCAGUACAUGCAGGUUAAGCAUCAGGCCAUCAUGGACACGGUGGCCCGCUUGCUGCAGUUCAAUCAGGACCUGUCACGCGCCGUUCUAGCCCUUGCGCCCAGCCCCGACAACCCGAUACACCGGGACGUCUCGGCCCUGCAGUCGGAGGUCCAGCGGCAGAUGGACCUGUUCCGCACGCUCGAGGAACCCCACGAACCCAUCUUUGCCAACAGCCGUUCCUACUUCUCCAACGUAGAGAACGCGCCGGUCUCGCCGCGGCAAUUACCGCAGGACGAUCCGCGCAGGGGCAAUCUUGCGGUCCCCCCGCCGCGGCAACCGAACCACUACCGCCCGUCGGUGCCAUCCAACCUAUCCAUCAGCACACGGCGGCCGUAUGGAUCAAUAGGCGGCAACAGCACGCAAUCAUCCCCAUCGUCCAUCCGCGUCCACCCGCCGCCCCCGCCGCCCGGGCCACACCCCCUGGCCAACGUCGAGUUGCCCCCCGGCAGCCUGGCGCGACGGCACACCUCGGCCGAUAUCCGCGCGCACGGGUGGCAGUCGAACCCGCCGCCCUUCGCGUCCGGCCCUUCCUCGUCGCAGUGGCCCUCGUCGCCAAGCCGGGUCGCGCCCGCCGAGGACCAGCGGCUCCGCGACUCGUUCUCGCACUACUCGUUCCACCAGCCGGCGUCGCAGCCCCACUCGCGGCCGGCCACGCCGCCGCUGCCGCACCUGUCCAACGGCGGCCCGCCGCCGCCCGCCGUCGACACCUUCGGCAGCUGGUCGUGGAACUCGGCGAACCGCGGCGACGGCGCCGCCGCCCGCAACCUCAUGGUCAAGGACCACUCGGCGCCCCCCACCAGGAGGGGCAGCAUGGCCCACAUCCUGAACCCGACCGACACGGCCGAGAGGGCGGACGAGGACGGCCUGGACCCCCGCGGCGACGACGACCGCAAGCGCAAGCGCCUGCAAUGAUGCGGCUCUCGCUCUCUCUCUCCCCUCGUCUUGCCUGCCCACCGCGGCCUCCCGGCCUCACUUCCUCCUCUCGCUGCUGCGCCCUCUCCCGCCUGCUAUGGCAACGCGCCGGGUCCGAAUUGGCAUCUCUUUCCCGCCCUGUACUCUAACGGCCGUGCACACAACAAGCCCUGCAAAGCUCUGUCUGUUUUUGACGACUAUCUCUCCAUCCCCACCUACUACUACCCAGCGUGGGAGCGGAACACAUAAUAGUAUUAAUCGGUUGUGGCAUUCCUGAUCUUUGCGCGCCUUGAAGUUGUUGGACAGGACAAGGGCCCGGAGCAGGAGGAGGUGGAUUGCUAUUGGCUAUAUUGGCUGUUCAGUGAAGAUUCUGGCCGG